Messenger RNA from Macadamia integrifolia, 1275 nucleotides. Its product is annotated as purple acid phosphatase 3-like. The coding region runs from base 125 to 1120 and encodes 331 amino acids. The record is from RefSeq and is a predicted model, not a curated record. Gene Ontology annotation, molecular function: ferric iron binding; ferrous iron binding; acid phosphatase activity. The transcript is spliced from 7 exons. NCBI's taxonomy places the organism in Eukaryota, Viridiplantae, Streptophyta, Magnoliopsida, Proteales, Proteaceae.
GAAAAAUAGUAAUAUAAACACUUCACGUCAGUUUACUGGAUAAAAAGGGUACAAGAGAAAACAUCUGGAAAUUGUAGAGAAAGUUUUCUCUCUCUCUCAAGUCCUCCUUUCUCCUGCAAGAGUCAUGGCUGGUUCCUUCAACUGGUCAUCCAUGGCUCUGUGCCUUGUUUGGGCAGCCACUUUUGCCUUGUGUUUAGUUUCUUCUCUGGCCAAGCUUCAUCGGAUCGAUCAUCCAGUGAACUCUGAUUCACUUCGGGUUUUAGUCGUCGGAGAUUGGGGAAGGAAAGGGCAUUACAACCAGACUGAAGUUGCAGUUCAGAUGGGAAAGGUAGCAGAUGUGCUUGACCCAGCUUUUAUUAUCUCCACCGGAGACAACUUCUAUGGAAGUGGAUUGACCGGCACCGAUGAUCCGCAAUUUGAGGAGUCAUUUUCCAAUAUCUACACUGCUAAAAGCCUGCAAAAGCAAUGGUACAAUGUUUUGGGCAACCAUGACUACAGGGGUAAUGUAGAGGCACAAUUGAGUCCAGUUCUUACCAAGAUUGAUAGCAGAUGGCUGUGCAUGAGAUCUUUCAUUGUUAAUACAGAAAUCGCGGAGAUCUUCUUUGUUGAUACUACUCCAUUUGCAGACAAGUACUUCACUCAUCCAGGCGAUGAGACUUAUGACUGGAGUGGUAUAACUCCUACCAGAAAAGGAUAUCUAAGUAACCUUCUGAAGGAUCUUGAUUCAGCAUUGAAAGAGUCGACGGCAAAGUGGAAGAUCGUUGUUGGUCAUCAUACAUUGAGAAGUGCUGGCCAACAUCGUGACACCGUGGAGCUUGUGAGGGAUCUUCUCCCAAUCCUUAAGGCCGAUGAUGUUGAUCUUUACAUUAAUGGGCAUGACCAUUUGGUGCAACACAUCAGUAGCCGAGACAGCAAACUCCAAUACUUUACCAGUGGAGGUGGUUCAAAGGCAUGGAGAGGUGACUAUGAUCUAAACAAAGAGGGACUAAAAUUCUUCUAUGAUGGGCAAGGAUUCAUGACUGUAGAGAUUACCGAAACAGAUGCUGUGCUCAUCUUCUAUGAUGUUUUUGGCAAAGUUCUCUACAAAUGGAGUGUGUCCAAGGCCUACACAUCCAUAUAGAUGGAUCAGUGUACUAAAGUGGUUAUGUUAUAGCCAUAUAAGAUUUAUGUAUUAUAUGCAUGUAUAAUUAAGACGGACAAUGUUAUGCUCUUAUGGUAGAUAUGGGUAUCAAAGAAUAUAACUUAACUUUUUGAAAUAGAAUAGGGUUCCACUAA